Molecule: messenger RNA, 1131 nt
Organism: Psilocybe cubensis
Lineage: Eukaryota; Fungi; Basidiomycota; Agaricomycetes; Agaricales; Agrocybaceae
Exons: 8
Coding region: 1-1131 (376 amino acids)
Biological process (GO): mitotic spindle organization
Cellular component (GO): cytoplasm; nucleus; protein phosphatase type 2A complex
Molecular function (GO): protein tyrosine phosphatase activator activity; peptidyl-prolyl cis-trans isomerase activity
Source: RefSeq, a predicted model, not a curated record
AUGUCCUUUAAGAAUCCUCGUAAAGCCAUUCUCACCAAGCCUCAAUUGGAAUACUUUCAGUCAUCCAAAACGCACCAGGAUAUUGUCUCGUACAUCGAGACACUGAAUGAAGCCGUAGUCGGAACUAGGCUAACUGAUGAAUGCCCGAUGUCGAACGGCGCUUCAGCAGUUCUAGGCUUGUUUGAUCAAGUGGAAAAGUUGGCGAAGGAAACACCUCCAGUGGAUAAUAAGGCAUCGAGGUUUGGGAAUCCUGCUUUUAGGACAUUUUACGAUAAGAUCGCUGAGAACUCAGAAUCAUUUCACACAUCACUCCCCAAUUUGCCACAAGAAAGCAUUCCAGAAAUAUCAGUGUAUUUCAACGAGGCAUGGGGGAAUCGAACACGUAUCGAUUAUGGAAGUGGCAUGGAACUGAACUUUUUGUGUUGGAUCAUAUGUUUGGACCGCCUCGGGGUAUUACAGGAAAGUGACCAUAAAGCAAUUGUGCUAAAGAUUUUCUGGAGGUAUAUCCAAGUAAUGCGCGUACUGCAGUCAACGUACUGGCUAGAACCAGCCGGCUCACAUGGUGUAUGGGGUCUGGACGACUAUCAUUUUCUGCCGUUCCUGUUUGGGUCAGCUCAACUAAGAGGGCACAAGUAUAUCAGGCCGAAAGCAAUUCACGACGCCGAGAUCGUGGAGGAGUACUCUCAAUAUUAUAUGUAUUUUGCUUGUAUUGCGUUUAUCAAUUCAAUCAAGACUGCCUCUCUACGGUGGCACUCGCCCAUGCUCGACGAUAUCUCGGCGGUGAAAACAUGGGACAAAGUUAACUCUGGCAUGAUCAAAAUGUACCUUGCGGAAGUGUUAGGCAAACUUCCCGUAAUGCAACACUUCCUCUUCGGGUCCAUACUCACCUACGAUGGUCCUGAGACACCCCAUUCACCCUCAUUGUCUCCGGAAGAUGAUGCUCAUCGCGGCCACGCUCAUGCCCAUGCACCAGGGGAUCUUGGAGGAGCUGGUCAAAGGGAGGUCGGGUGGGGUGACUGUUGCGGCAUUCCUGUCCCGUCCGUGUUUGCUUCUGUUCAGGCCGAAAAGGAGAAAGAGCAGGGUGGUUUCAAGUUGUCGGGUCCUGGGAUUCGUCCAGUUCCUUUUGAUUAA